Messenger RNA from Rotaria sp. Silwood1, 576 nucleotides. NCBI's taxonomy places the organism in Eukaryota, Metazoa, Rotifera, Eurotatoria, Philodinida, Philodinidae. The record is from the annotation of a GenBank genome assembly.
AUGGCUCGUCUUAUUUUUCAAUUGUUGGCUAUACAAUUAAUUUUAGUUGCAACAUCGUUUGGUCUUUUUCAAACAGGAUCAAAAAUUAAAGAAGGCACUAAAUAUCAACUUCAACAAAAAGUUUUAACACUUGGUACAUCGUAUACAAUCAAAGAUAAUCGUGAUCAACCAGUUUAUAAGGUGGGAUUCAAACAACUCGGUGUAGGAAAACAUCUUCAACUUACUGAUCCUAGUGGUCAAAAUGAAUUUUAUUCUAUCAAACAUAUUAUCAAUCCAUUUGGCUUAGCAAAAUAUGAAAUUCGUCAAAAUAAUCAAGUAAUUGCUGAGGUUAAUCGCAAAUUUAAUUUUCUUGGUGGUAAAAAAUUUUCAGUUAAUUCCAAACAUGGUACAUAUAGAAUUGAAGGCAAUUUUCGUUCACGUGAAUUUAAAAUUAAAAAAGAUCAUGCUGUUGUUGCCACUAUUUCAAAGAAAUUCUUUGCAAUUGGUGAUAAAUAUGGUGUUAAAGUUGAAAAAGGUCAAGAUGUACCAUUUAUUUUAUGCUUAGCUAUUGUUGUUGAUGAAGUAGCUCAUGAUUAA